UGUUGUCAAAAGCUAGUACGAUCCUCAUGCGCGACAAUGUUCUAAUUUGCAUCGAUUUAGCAAGCUGCUCUGAAAUGAGCUCCAUGAAAAGUAAGUUUGGGUGGGCUGAGGAUCGUAAGCAGGGACAUGAUGGCAACGGCCGCAAGUACGAACGAAGCAUUAAGCUGCAAUGGAAAUGCGAACGAAAUCGAACCGAUGGGUUGGCAUCCGAUCCGAACCGAAUUGAAGCGAGUCCAUCAAUGAAGUUUUGCUUGCAGUGCCACGCGGCACAACUCAAACCAUCAAACCCGACACGGGCUGGAGACUGUUCCGGUCGCUACCGCUGUGUAAGCGGAACAGAAACUUUCCCAGCGGAUGAAUCUACAGGAAGGAUUUAAUUUUUGGCCAAAACAAAACGAUGUUCUCUAUCCACGCCUGCUGCAAUUUCAUAAUUAUAGUCCGGUUAUUAUUUGGUUUCAUUCUACGGACGGGGGUUUCCCCUCUUCUCAGUCCCGCUUGUUUUUUAUACUCGCUUAUUGGGUGGGUUGGCUGGUGACACGAAGUACAGGGGGAAUUUGUUCGCAAACAAACAUCCAUAAAAAUAUUAAUUUCAUUGCAAUGUUUACUAUCUGCCAGCGGGAACGGCACUCGAGUAAACAUGAAGUCGGAGAAAUGCUCGAGUUUGGUGUAAAUAAUAUUCGUCAAACAAGUUUUACCUCGUUUGUUUUUUUUUUCGUAUGUGUGUGUGUGUUUUUUUUUUUUUGCUUGUGGAGAACAUAAAAUGAUACACGCUUUCCACAGAAGCUCCCCUACAGUACGAAUCUCAUUCCCAAAAUGCAUCCCUAUUGCUGCACCAGCGUAUCUCCUGACUGGUAAAUCCAAUGUAAAACCGUAUGUUUUUGUGUAUUCCAUGCAUUUAUAGAAACCCGAGCCAAGCCGUGAAUCGUGCCGUGAACCAAAAUUUGAUACCUUACCAAAAAUUAAUUCCAGGUAAAUGUGAAUACCUAUCCAGCGCUCCAAAGCUUAAUUUUCCCUCGGUGCACUAUAGCCCUUCAUGAUUGGCACGUGAGCUCGUGUUCGCUAAAAUGGUGGAAAAUUGUUGCUACAAAUGGAAAACACUUUGCAAUCGUUAAUGAAAUUGUAAAACCAACGUUAAAAUCGGUGCGUUUCGGCGUGCCUUUCAUCCUGCAAGCCCUCGUGGGACUCUCGUCCUCAAGCGAACAAAAGUACUAUCGGCGCAGCGUACCGUGGCCGUGUGCUGGCAUGCUGUACGAAACAUACAAAUACAUACAUAAAUCAAGCAUUUACUGCCUUCCCAUUUGUUACCCCUCAAGCCAUUUCGGCCAUAGUAUCCAGGGCUGGAACAACAACAAUGUCCCAUAAUGCUUCCAGAGGCAGCAUAUAGGCCUGACGGACGGACGGAUAUCCGAA
Anopheles merus is the source of this 1410-nucleotide messenger RNA. RefSeq lists its product as uncharacterized. The transcript is spliced from 3 exons. NCBI's taxonomy places the organism in Eukaryota, Metazoa, Arthropoda, Insecta, Diptera, Culicidae. The record is from RefSeq and is a predicted model, not a curated record. The coding region runs from base 27 to 377 and encodes 116 amino acids.